Messenger RNA from Dendronephthya gigantea, 805 nucleotides. RefSeq names its product tumor necrosis factor ligand superfamily member 10-like. Gene Ontology annotation, biological process: immune response. The record is from RefSeq and is a predicted model, not a curated record. Bases 76 to 702 code for a protein of 208 amino acids. NCBI's taxonomy places the organism in Eukaryota, Metazoa, Cnidaria, Anthozoa, Malacalcyonacea, Nephtheidae. Gene Ontology annotation, cellular component: membrane. The transcript is spliced from 3 exons. Gene Ontology annotation, molecular function: tumor necrosis factor receptor binding.
GAUAUUUGUAGCUGUUUCUUUGAUGCCGCUUUGUAUAAAUUCGACUUUGUAGCAGACCAGCUCUACAUUCUCGCAAUGGCAUGCACAAGAGAGCACACUACAGACGGGGAGAGAGCAACUUCAUGCACGUUUAAAAUAGUAAUGAUUCUUCUGGCCUGGAACCUAAUUCCCACUGCCUUGGUAAUCACAGCCUUUGUGGAGCUACGAAGCAAUUUAAAAGGGGAACUAGAACGCGGUAUCAAAGUGAAUGAGUCACGGCCUGCACUGGUGCACUUAACCGGGCAUCACAGCGACCGGGGAAAAUUGAAUGAUGAAGUGCUGGAUAUUUGGAAAACGGCAAGUUCUAAAAUGACUUCGCUUGGUGCCAACCUGAGUUCAAUCAUAAUAAAGGAAAGCGGCAACUACUUUGUCUAUGCUCAGCUAUACUUUCAAGUUCCAUUCAACUCAAAGCUGGACAAGUUCGACCAGAGCUACUUGGCAUUUUUCGUUUGUCGAAUAUCCAAAGCCACAACGAGUAUCUUGAUGCGAGCCGUGGCAUCAAACGGCUUCCAAGGGAAGAAGAAUGGUCUGUAUACCUCAUAUUCCGGUAGUGUUCACCAACUUAAAGAGGGAGAUGUACUGUUUGUUAGUGUAGUUAAAAAACAACGCGUCGUGGUAAACGCAAACGAAAGCAGCUCCUUUUUUGGAGCUUUUAAACUUUAAUUUUAUAUUUAUUUUAGUAUUGACAUAUCACAAAUCUUUUAGAAGCAAGGCAACAACAUCCUAGUCCAGAAUGAAUGCAAUCGACAGCGUAUUGCAAUAUUGA